Entrophospora sp. SA101 is the source of this 1548-nucleotide messenger RNA. The record is from the annotation of a GenBank genome assembly. Lineage: Eukaryota; Fungi; Glomeromycota; Glomeromycetes; Entrophosporales; Entrophosporaceae.
AUGGCUUUUUCAACAACAUCAAAAAUCACAAACAACAAUAAUGACAAUUCUAAUGUUUCUAGAGGCAGCAGUAACAACAAUAAUCUGAACUUAUCAAAAUUUGAUGGUAUUGUACUAGGUGUAUUCAAGGAUGGUACAUUAAGUCAAACUAUUGGAUCAAAUAAACUUCCUGGAAAAUUUCAACAAACAAUCAAAAAAAAACUUGAAUAUUAUGGAUGUAGUAAAGGAAAUUUAGGUGAAUGUAAAUUGUUGUAUGGAAUUGAUAAAAUUAAUGAUGAUGCUGCUGUUGAUGUUGACAGUGGUAACAGUUUUCCUAAAAAAAUUGCUAUUGUUGGAUUGGGUAAAAGAAGAGAUUUCAAAAACCCUAGUAAUGAUCAAGAGUUAUGUGAGGCUUUGGAAAUUGCUAGAAAUGCAUCAGCUGUUGGAGUUCGCAGUCUAAGAGAAAAUAACGCUAAAAAUAUUUUAGUUGAUGUCAUGACUAAUGAACAUGGUGCUGCUGAAGGAGCAAUACUUGGAUUAUAUAAUUACGAUACUUUAAAAUCUUUAUCAUGGGAAACUGGUUUGAUUUAUGCAGAAGCACAGAAUUUUGCUCGUACACUAAUGGAAGCGCCAGCAAAUUAUAUGACCCCAACAAACUUUACUGAAUAUGUGCAAUCAAAAUUUAACAGAUUGUCAAAUGUUGAGAUAAUUGUCCGUGAUAAGGAUUGGGUGGAAGAAAAAAAAAUGGGAUCAUUUUUGUCAGUUUCCAAAGGAUCUGAUGAACCUUUGAAAUUUUUGGAGAUGCAUUAUAAAGGUGGCAGUGACAAGUCAUCAUCGUCGUUAUUAGCAUUGGUUGGAAAAGGAGUCACGUUUGAUUCUGGUGGUAUUUCAUUGAAACCAUCUUCAAACAUGUCAGAAAUGAAGGCUGAUAUGGGUGGAGGUGCAGCUGUUUCUGCAUCUUUGUAUGGCAUAGCAAAAUUAAGAUUACCAAUUAAUGUUGUAGCAACAAUUCCAUUAUGCGAAAAUAUGCCUUCGGGUUAUGCAACUAAACCUGGUGAUGUUGUAAUAGCGAUGAAUGGUAAAUCUAUUGAGGUUGGUAAUACUGAUGCAGAAGGUCGUCUUAUUCUAGCUGAUGCAUUAUACUACACCAGUUCAACUUUCAAACCUCAUACUUUAAUUGAUAUGGCUACCUUAACAGGUGCAAUGGGUGUGGCAUUAGGUAAUGUUUAUUCUGGUGUAUUUACCAAUUCUAAUGUAUUAUGGCAACAAUUAUCAAGUUCUAGUAAAAAAACCAAUGAUAGAUUUUGGCGAAUGCCAUUGGAAGAUGCUUAUAAAAAAGGGCUGGAGAAAUCAAGUGUAGCAGAUUUGGUUAAUGUUGGUGGUGAUAGUGAAAUUGGUGGUGUUAGAAUUAAAGAUGCAGAUGAAUUGAAUUGUAUUAGGUAUGCACAUAUUGAUAUAGCUAGUGUUAUGCUUACUACAGAUGAUUCUGACGAAAGAAUAGCAACUACACCUAAAUAUCUCUUGGAACCAGAGGAAGGCUGUGUCAGCCUGACAGUGAUUAUCACCUAA